Messenger RNA from Suillus bovinus, 2336 nucleotides. RefSeq names its product urea transporter. Gene Ontology annotation, cellular component: plasma membrane. The record is from RefSeq and is a predicted model, not a curated record. The coding region runs from base 97 to 2163 and encodes 688 amino acids. Gene Ontology annotation, molecular function: urea transmembrane transporter activity. The transcript is spliced from 14 exons. Lineage: Eukaryota; Fungi; Basidiomycota; Agaricomycetes; Boletales; Suillaceae. Gene Ontology annotation, biological process: urea transmembrane transport.
CAAUUCAGUUCCCCAUGUCAUUUGGUGAUAAGAACUCAGAGGUACUAGUAUAAAUGAGGUAAGGUCCUGAGCGCCUUUCUGAACACUUUUACUUGCAUGUCGACCAGUGAAGUUCUCCCUCAAGGUGCAGGCUAUGGCGUCGUCAUCGGCAUUGGACUGUUUUUCAGUGCUUUCAUGGUGGGUUUGACUGCUGUACAGGCACGCUACACAGGUGUCUCUCCCUCCGAUUCUGAGGAGUUCACCUCUGCUUCGCGCUCAGUGAAGCCUGGCCUUAUUGCCUCUGGCAUUGUCUCUGCUUGGACCUGGGCAGCAACCCUGCUCCAAUCCAGCGCAAUAGCUUAUAGAUAUGGCAUUUCGGGGCCAUGGUGGUACGCUGCAGGUGCGACAGUGCAGGUCCUCUUGUUCGCGCAGCUUGCCGCGAAGCUAAAGCUCAAUGCUCCCUAUGCACACACCUGGCUUGAGAUCAUCGCAGCGCGGUGGGGAACUACAGCGCAUCUUGUUUUCAUGGUUUUCGGUCUUGCGACAAACUUGAUCGUAUCCUCCAUGCUUGUCUUGGGCGGUUCAGCUACUGUGACGAGUUUGACUGGGAUGAGCACGAUUGCUGCUUGUUUUCUCAUCCCGCUGGUCGUUGCCAUUUAUGUCGUCGUUGGUGGAAUGCGUUCCACACUGCUUUGCGAUUAUACACAUACAACCGUCCUCUUCGCCAUCAUCUUCACCUUUGUGUUCACCGUAUAUGCAACUUCGGGCUCCAUUGGUUCCAUCAGUCGCAUGCACUACCUAUUGGGUGAGGUAUCCCAAAUCGCACCCGUAGCUGGUAAUGCUGGUGGCUCGUACCUGACUCUCCGCUCUAAAAAUGGCCUUAUCUUCGGUGUUAUUAACCUCAUUGGCAACUUCGCAACUGUCUUCCAGGACCAGGCAUAUUGGCAGCGCGCCAUUGCCAGCAGACCUUCUACGACCGUCAAGGCGUAUCUUAUCGGUGGAUUGGCAUGGUUUGCUAUUCCAUUUGCAUUCUCAACGACGCUUGGGCUUGCUGCAGUGGCUUUUUCUGCGGUGCCUACUGCCAACUCUACGUCACAAGAUCCUCUAUCAAGCGGCUUUAUUCCAAUGCUUGCGCCGCUUUCGGAAAGUGCUAUCUCAGAGGGUCUUCCAGCUUCGCUAGCUGCUGCGACCUUGCUCGGGAAAUCGGGCGCAGCUGCACUUCUUGUCGUGCUCUUCCUGGCUGUUACAAGUGCCACAAGCGCGGAGCUCAUCGCUGUCUCUUCUAUUUUGACUUACGAUAUCUAUGUGAGAUAUAUUAAUCCGAAGGCUACCGAGCGACAAAUUCUGCGCAUGAGUCAUGCAGGGGUUCUUAUCUUUGCCCUCGUGAUGGGCCUCGCCGGUGUUAUUUUCUACUACAUCGGAGUGUCCAUGGGUUGGCUUUAUACGUUCAUGGGAGUCAUCCUCGGCUCUGCUGUCUGCCCAAUUGCCCUUUGCAUUACCUGGAAAAAAGCUAACAAAGUCGGCUGCAUCGUUGGUUCCCUCGUUGGUUUUGCCGCAGGUGUUAUUGCCUGGCUAGUCACCACCUCUGCGCUCAACCAAAAGAUGAUCAAUGUCACCACGAGCGGAGGCAACUACGAAAUGCUUUCAGGAAACCUUGCAUCGAUCGGUGUUGGUGCUAUUAUCUCAACUGUUGCUUCACUUAUCUGGCCAGAUGACUACGAUUUUGCUUCGACUCGUGCAAUCAAUAGCCAUGGUGCUGCUGCUACUAGUCAAAAUGCGAACGAUGAAGUGGAGGAGUCAGGGGAUGAGAAGAAAGUUCCAGAUGUAUCAGUGUCAUCUGUGACAGACGAGGCACCAAUCGAUCCGGAGCUGGACCCAGUCAGCCUAAAUAAUGCAUUCAAGUUCGCUGCCAGAGCAUCUGUAGUACUUACGUUGGUACUGCUGAUACUUAUCCCUCUCCCCCUCUUUGGUGCCCAGACGAUCUAUGGCGUUACCGGCUUUUCGGUAUGGGUGAUAGUGGGUAUUAUCUGGACGUUCGUGUCGGCGUUCGCAGUCGUGUUAUACCCCCUGUGGGAGAGCAGAGCUGCCCUUGGGCUCAUUUCGAGAGGAGUGAUCAAGGAUAUUUUCUCUCCUGGGAGUGGAAAAUUCGUAGCGCCAUCUUCGAUGAACGAGCCUGGCGAAUGAAAUGGUACGACAGCUUUUUAGGAAGUCUAUGUUACCUGUGCUAGACGAUAUAGAUAGACGAUACAUAAAGUCUACAUAGUGCUGUGGGGAGAGGUAUAUUUAUGAAGUAAAACAAAAAGACAGUGUACGAUCUACCUUGCUUGAAGCAUGAAUGGGAAAUUAUUUGAUAGAAA